AUGAGACGAUUUCACACUCUCCCGAAAAUACCUUAUAUACCGGAUGCAAAAUAUCGACGGCAACAAACAGGCGAUUUAGAGACAAAUUUUGAUCCAUGCAAAAUCACACAGCUUUGUCAAAAUGGUGGUACAUGCGUAUCAAAAAAAGGAGCCUACUACUGUCAGUGCCUUCCAACUUAUUAUGGAAAAACCUGCGAAUUUUUGGCGAACCAAACAAGUUGCAAGGAAAAUUUGUGUCAAAACGAUGCGACGUGCUACAGUAUCCAACAAAAGCGUCAGAUUGUGACUACUAUGGAAAAGAACGAAGAUAUGCAAAAUUUUACUGAUACAAAAGUGAUACAAUGGGUUCGAUAUGAGUGUUGGUGUCGGCAGGGUUUCACGGGUUCAUUGUGCGAAUAUUCGGAAGAGUUGCGCGAAUGUGAGCAAGAUUAUUGUUUACAUAAAGGAGUAGGCAAAUUGAUGAAUUCUACGGAUGGUACCGCAGAAUGUGAUUGCCAGUGCCAAGAACAUCAUACUGGAAAAAGAUGUGAAAUCGUGUUACCAUGUAAAGACUAUAGCUGUUUCAACGGUGGUGUCUGUAUGAAUGAACCUGUUAUGAACAAUACUGAUGGAGAAUUGACCUAUAAGGCCAGGUGUAAUUGUCCGCCACGUAAUAUUUAUGGAGUUGCUAUCAAUUUUGAAGGUGAACAGUGCGAACGAUUAACGGUUGUCGAUAAUGAAAGGAUCCAUGAUGAAUGUUUCCCAUGCCGAAAGAACGCGAAGAAUUAUGCAAUUGAUUGCUUGGACAAAUAUACUCAGAAUACGACGUUGGGAUAUAUGGAAGAGAUUCUUAAAGCUUGCGGCAAGCCAUGCGAAUCCGCAGCACGAUUUUGUCUCAAUGGAGGUCUGUGCAAUGCCGAAGGACGUCUUGACGACGAUAACAGAACAUCUUAUAUAAUUCCGGUUUGUCAAUGCGUUGGUUUAGAUGAAGGGAUUCUUUGUGAAAGACAUGUAAACUCACCAUGCGAUGCAACUACAUAUGAUCCACGUACGCCCGAAGAAAAGUGUGGCGAGCACGGUACCUGUGUCGGUAAGACAAUGCACGACUACGUAUGUGACUGUUAUGGUGGUUGGACCGGAGAAAAAUGUGAUAUUGAAGAACCAUGCUACAACAAUGCCUGUUCACCUGGUAGUUUAUGUGUUUCGGUACCGAUCGAACAGCGUGAAAAGUAUUCUCUGGGAUAUACUUGCCUAUGUGCGAUAAACCAGGAUCCCGACUUCACUGGAUCCAACAACACGGUCAAGUGCAUAAAAACCGAUUUUGGUAUAUGUACCAAUCACGUAUGCAAGAACGAUGGUCUUUGCUACUCCUGCGAGACGUCUGAUCUGAAUAAUUUACAGCUUUGUUCCGACGAAGAGAAACGUCGAGGAUUCAGGUGUCUAUGCCCACACGGUCUACUAUCCCCAUUUUGUGAGAAAGAAGCAGAUGCAUGUGAUCGAAACAAAUGUCAGAACGGAGCAGAAUGCACUGUCGAUCCAGAAAACGAAUUUAAUUAUAUAUGCCGCUGCCGUCUUGGUUUCAGUGGUACAUUUUGCGAACAAAAGUUAUCUCCGUGCAUAAUGCAAGGUGAGAUAAUGAACCAGGAGAAGCCUACAAGUUGUGGUUUACAAAUUUGUAUGAUGGGUACUUGUACACCAGACAGUAAUUUUGUGCGUGGUUUCCGGUGCGAUUGCGUUGAUGGUUACGAAGGCGUCAACUGCGAUUCACUCAAGAGAACUGAUAUUGCGGGCUUCAUUCGCAGAAAUUAUUGGUGGACAUAUCCGUCUAUCGUUGGACUUAUCCUUACACCAAUGGUUGCUAUUCUUAUUAUUCUGUCGGAAAACCGUGCUAAGCGAGAGUACGAGUAUAAAUUAGCUGAGAAACGGUAUCUGGAAGAGGCUAAACAACGUCAGAAAAAAAUAAACGAGGAAAAAUGUUCGGAUUUUGGAACUGCAGGAACGCAAAUGAGUACGACCCAAAAAUACAAUAGCACUGAAAUUUAA
Molecule: messenger RNA, 2022 nt
Organism: Brugia malayi
Lineage: Eukaryota; Metazoa; Nematoda; Chromadorea; Rhabditida; Onchocercidae
Gene: Bma-spe-9
Exons: 16
Coding region: 1-2022 (673 amino acids)
Biological process (GO): establishment or maintenance of epithelial cell apical/basal polarity; heterophilic cell-cell adhesion
Cellular component (GO): protein-containing complex; plasma membrane
Molecular function (GO): calcium ion binding
Source: RefSeq, a predicted model, not a curated record